This is a messenger RNA of Lolium rigidum, 711 nucleotides long. RefSeq lists its product as uncharacterized. The record is from RefSeq and is a predicted model, not a curated record. The coding region runs from base 1 to 519 and encodes 172 amino acids. Lineage: Eukaryota; Viridiplantae; Streptophyta; Magnoliopsida; Poales; Poaceae. The transcript has a single exon.
AUGGCCUCUCCGUAUCCGACCGCCACCGUGCGGCCACCGCACCUAGCUCCCCAACAACCGCCACCACCUCCGCCACCACCAGCGGCGGCGGCUGCAGCGCUGCCAUGGUCGCCGCCGUACGCAAGGUGUCGCACGGCCGACGCCCAUGGAAGGAAGGAGAGCGUGGCGGAGUCGGGCUGCCCCACGGAGGUGGCGGACACGGCCAUCCACGCCGAUCUCGUUGAAGAUGACAGCGAUGACGACGACGGCUGCGGGAGCUGCGUGGAAGGAAGCCAAGGCAGCGGGGGGCAGUACGACGACGAACCUGCUGGGAGCGACAACUUCGUCUGGUGGCGCCAGCAGAGCAGCAGCAGCAGCGCAUGUUUCUCAUGGGCAACUAACGCCGCCGGUAGAAAGACGACGCGGAACCACGCCGAAGAGAGGGACGACGACGGCGGCGACCCGAAGGCGGCGGCGGCGAGGCGGCAGGAGGAGGAUCGCAAGUUCUGGGAGGAGUGUCUCGGCUCGGGCUACCCCUGACGGCUGAUGCUACAGCAACGACGACAGGAAUGCGUGACGAAUUCAAUGGCGUGCCACCCGCGCAAUUGCGUGUGCGCCGUGCGCGUGUUCUUUAAUUAUGAUUACCAUAACCAUCUUGAGCAACAAAGUUUGUACUUUGGACGACGUUGCAAGUUGUAAUUUGGUGCGUGUGCAAGUGGCCAGUGACCUAGU